Strongylocentrotus purpuratus (purple sea urchin) is the source of this 4724-nucleotide messenger RNA. RefSeq lists its product as uncharacterized. The transcript has 4 exons. The record is from RefSeq and is a predicted model, not a curated record. Gene Ontology annotation, cellular component: membrane. Gene Ontology annotation, molecular function: G protein-coupled receptor activity. Bases 1714 to 4341 code for a protein of 875 amino acids. Gene Ontology annotation, biological process: G protein-coupled receptor signaling pathway; cell surface receptor signaling pathway. Lineage: Eukaryota; Metazoa; Echinodermata; Echinoidea; Camarodonta; Strongylocentrotidae.
UUUAGGAGAAUGUAGGGGAAUAGAGAGUCACAUAUAAAGAUUUUGUUCAGAAAGUAUCUGAAUAAAAAGUGGAAAGAAAUUAAGAAAAAAGAAAAAAGAAGAAAAAUGUGCAAGUUUGUGCAAGUGGGUGUGUGCAGGUGAAGUAAGUGUUCGAUUCGUAUUGUUAAUGAACUGGUCAUCUAAAAUUAAUUUAAAUAAACAAUCAAAACCUCUGAGACCCUUAUGAUGUUUUUGAAUAUGUAGAUAUUAAAUAUUUUUUCAUCGAUGCUUUGAAUGAAUAAAGAGUUGCAGAGUGUUUAAUAUUGUCAGGUAAAGCAUUCCAAAUGUCUGGACCAUGAUGUCUUAUCGAUUUAUAGGCCAUAAUAAUUUUGGGGUUUGUUAAGUGGAAAUCAGAUGAGUGUCGUGUGGGAUAAGAAUGUAUAUCACUAUUGUAAACAAAAAUAUUUCGAAAUGCCAAAGGUAUAGUAUUUAUCCAACAUUUAUACAUAAAGAUUGCAGUUUGAAAACUGUGAAUGUCAGCGAUUUUUAAUGUUUUUAGUUUACAAAAUAUUGGAUCAGUAUGGGCUAAAUAAUGUGAAUGUGUACAAAGACGAAGUGCUUUCUUUUGGAGACGAUAUAUUAACAUAAUUUUCAUCUUACUACUAUUGCCCCAAACUAUGUUACAAUAAGAUAUGUAUGACAAAAUGAAGGAAUUGUAAAGCAUAAAUAGUGACUUUUGUGAUAGAUAAUAUUUUAAUUUAUAUAAAAUGCCUAUGCUUCUCGAGACUAGCAUGCAAAUGUUGUUAAUAUGACUAUUCCAAGUUAGGUUUGAAUCAAUCAUUACACCUAAGAAUUUUGUAACUUCUUUUUCAAUUAUGGGCAUGUUAUCUUUAAAAAUAUCAUAAUGAAGUACAUGUUUAGAGUGUAUGUUUUUGAAAUAAAUACAAUUAGUCUUAUUAAUAUUUAAAGAGAGUUUAUUGGAUUUGAACCAAGAUGAUAAUUUAUUUAGUUCUAAAUUGAGGGUUGUAAUAAGAAUGUUUAAGUCUUUAUGCGAAUAAAAUACGUUGGUAUCGUCUGCGAACAGAACAUAUGUGAGGAGUGGUGAUGCAUUAACAAUAUCAUUCAUAUAUACUAAAAACAGUAGGGGACCUAAUAUGGAGCCUUGUGGUACUCCGCAUUCUAUGGUGGAAUUAGAUGUUGUAGAUUUAAACAUAACAUAUUGAUGUCUAUUACGCAAAUAGUCUUCAAACCAAGAAAGUACAAUCCCUCUAACUCCAUAUGCUUUUAAUUUAUGUAUUAAUAUACGAUGGUCCAUGGUAUCGAAUGCUUUCGAUAAGUCCAUAGUUAGUUAGUUAAUACAAUCGCACUAAAGACUUUUGAAUAGUCAUAUAUUUCGGUUUGGUAAUAUCGAAUGCUUUCGAUAAGUCCAUAGUUAGUUAGUUAAUACAAUCGCACUAAAGACUUUUGAAUAGUCAUAUAUUUCGGUUUGGUAAUAUCGAAUGCUUUCGAUAAGUCCAUAGUUAGUUAGUUAAUACAAUCGCACUAAAGACUUUUGAAUAGUCAUAUAUUUCGGUUUGGUAAUAUCGAAUGCUUUCGAUAAGUCCAUAGUUAGUUAGUUAAUACAAUCGCACUAAAGACUUUUGAAUAGUCAUAUAUUUCGGUUUGGUAAUAUCAUUUCCUGUUUGUAUUUCAGACAAUAUCACGGAAUCUUCUUCAUCAAGUGAUUUUCUGGACAUGAGUAAUAUUGACUCGAGCGAAGACUAUAUCACGGACUCUUCUUCUUCUUCAUCAAGUGAUUUUCUGGACAUGAGUAAUAUUGACUCGAGCGAAGAAAAUAUGGAUUCAUAUCAGUAUGCAGAUAACACAUGCUUGGCGGAAUCAUGUUUUGGUGGCGAGGAAACGACUGUAUGUAGAUGCGAUGAUAUGUGUCAAUUCUUUGGUGAUUGCUGUCCAGACUACCCUCUAACAAUUUUCAACGAGACAGGAUCAAACGAGACUCUAUCAGACGAGAUUCUAUCAAACAAGGCUUUACCAAACGAGACGCUAUUAGACCUUGACGUAUGGGAAUGUAUCGUUGAUUCUUUCCUUCCUCAAUUCGACCCACGCCUCGGACAUGGAUACAGGAUGAUUGCUAGGUGCCCAUCAGGAUGGUCUUUAGAGGAGGAUGUCAAACGAAACUGUGAAGAGGUUUCUCCCAAUGCAACUAUAGAUGUUCUUUAUAUCUACCAGGACACGUACUUCAGAAACCUAGAUUGUGCUUCUUGCCAUGGGUAUGAAGAAAGUUCGUUGACAGCUGUUGUCAUUUCAGCAGACCAACAAUGUUGGUGGGGAGAUAAUUAUACUCUUGAAUGCAUGAAACUAAUGCCCACAUCACAGUCCAACGUUUCGCUGAAUAUCAGCGGAUCUAAUAUCAUGCCUUCGGUUCGAACCAUUCCCAAACCUCGACUUUGUCUCGUGAAUACAUCGGGAAGUUGUCCGAACGGGACAGACGAAGAGGUAGCCCGCGAGUGUCAGUAUUAUUACAAACCAUUCAUUGUUGAAGGUGUUGUAAGUAAGCAUCCUGCAUGCAGUUAUUGCAAUGGAGGUUCCUUGAUAUGUAUCGAUGAAGUGAUUACAGUACCAUUAGAAGGCGCAAUUGAUAUUUUUCGUAUUGACUACCCCGACCCAAUAAUACAAUCACAAUGUAUAGACGGAUUCGAGUUGGAUGACAAUGGUAACUGCGCUCCGAUAUCAUCUGAUUGGCCCGUCUGUCAAUCCAAACAUUUUGGGGUCAAACAAAAUAACGGAUCUGAAGAGUGUUUAAAAGAGAUGGUUUGUUUCAGGGAGGUGACCAUAGAUAAUACCACACUAACUUUAACAGCUCCGCCACCUUGUCUAGUUAGGUCUUCAACAGACGUGGUUAAUAAUGCCAUAACAUUCAGUUUGAUUUACACGGAUGGCAUGAACCCAUCUCUUGAUAUAAUCCAGAGCGAUAUCAUACAUCGAAUUAAAACUCCUAGCCGCGACCAAUGUAAAGACAUGGUAAUAUCAGCUAGUCAGUCCUGUUUUGUCGAAGACAACCCUGGAAACAUAACACAUCGUUGUCCCGAGGAAAUUUUUGUCGGACACAAUUUUGAUUUUACGGCUUCUCUUAGCAACAACGAGUCUUUUAUUUUCUUCAAUGGAACUUAUAUUCGACCAAAAUGGUGGAGUAAUAUCACCAACAUGCAGUUCAGCAGUGCCACCGUCUCAUCAGAGUAUCAGUUUGUGGUGUGUGGGACCGAGAUUGCUCUCCAAACCUGCUCUUUCUUCACGGUUUCCAAUGAUUCCAUUGAAUGGGACUACCAAGAAAACCAGUCUGUUAUUCUGUAUCAAGGUCAGAUGUACGACCUAGAGGACAUUCUGAUUCAUCCCGAUAGUUCCAUAAGCAUCUGCUAUAUUGAUCAGGUCACACCCAUUAGUAGAAGGACAUUGAUGAUCAUAGGCCAUGUUCUAUUUGCCGUAUCAUCAGUUUGUCUUUUCGCUACGUUAAUAACUUACAUUUCCUUCUCUACCUUGCGGAAUCGUCAGGGUGUCUCCAUAAUGAAUUUCAUUGUUGCCUUGUUCCUUGGACAAAUCUUUCUUCAGUACAUACGUCUUUCAGUCUCCCAGUUUAGAAUACCUUCUAUAGUUGUUGCUGCGUUAUCCCACUUCUUCUUCCUUGCUUCGUUUGUUUGGACGAAUAUCCUUGCUUGGGACCUGAGUCGAAGCUUUGCAGCAAACAAGAUAAAAUCAUUUUCAUCUGGCUCAUUUGGUCGUAAGAUGGUGGCUUUUCUUGUUAUUGGAUGGGGCACUCCUCUCGUCUUUGUCUCGAUCACUUUGGUCCUUCAGUUCGGAGGAUUCCAGAAUGGUCCUUUCUUGGAAUACGAUAGUAAUACAUGCUGGCUUGCCAAACUAUCUAGCAUAGUAAUGUUCUUUGUUCCAAUGUCUGUAUGUCUUCUAUCCAAUCUCGUGUUUUUUAUCAUCACGGUACAUGGAAUUCAUUCUACCAAAAAAACAACAUCGGUGCUAAAACCUGGCCAGGAAUCACAAUUCAAACAAUUGGCUGUUGAACUCAGAAUAUAUGUCAAGAUCUCAGCUCUUCUUGGAUUCGCCUGGUUAUUUGGGUUCUUAGCUAUGGUCAUCGAUGUCCCCUUCAUGGACUAUCUCUUCGUCAUCAUCAUCAGUCUCCAAGGCGUCUUCAUUUUUAUUUCAUUUGGUGCCAACAAACGAGUGAAGAAACUCUGGCGAACAUCCAUGGAGAACUCAACGCUGUGGACGACUCUUUCUCGAAGAGAGUAUUCAAGCGGUCGUAGUAAUACUGGAACAAAAGAUGGACGCACACAAUGUAGUGAGAAACAGUAGACACUAUAAAUAUAAAUGGAAGGAAGAAAGAGUAGAUACUGACCAUAAGUUGCAAAGGGGAGGGGGUAGUAAAACAGCCGUCGCAGUUCCUACUCGUCAACAGAGAGAGAGAGAUUAAGUGAAGGGGUGGGGUGAAGAUGUCAUCUAUUAAAGGGAUGAUUAAAUGUUGGCAUAGAGGGGCCCACACAUAAUAUUUUUUGUGUGAGAUAACUAAAAACCGAGUGUCAAAUUCGGAAGAGCAUGCAAUUUAAAUGAAAAAUCAUAAAUAAUAAAUAAAUAAAUCCAUAAAUGUAACCAUUUUUGGGGCCCCCACAAAUAUUCAAUAAUUUUGAACCAGCCGUUGAAAGAUCGAAAUAGCACCUAAUACGUUUUAUUCCAGCCAA